UUGCAGUUUGGAAUCAAAUCAGCUGGAGACUAAAAUGUCUGUCUUUGUGAUAGUGGGGCUGCUUCUCUGCAUUCAGACACCAGGGUCCAGCGCUGUGUUUGUGAAGAAGGGAGAAGAUGUUCUUCUGGAAGUCCCAAAAUCUUUUGCUCCUCAACAAAAGGAUAUUCUUAUAUGGAGAUUUAAUGUAAGGGACACUUUAGUAAGAUUUAUUCCUGGGAUAGAGCCAGAUAUCUUUGAUAACUACACUGGAAGGGUUUCUGUGACAAAUUACUCUGUGAAACUGAAGAAUCUACAAGCAGCCGACAGUGGAGUUUAUGAUGCACAAGUGUCAGGGGCUAGAGAACGAAUAAUAGCUGAAUACAGCGUCACAGUUCAAGAUCCAGUGUCUCCAGUUGAGCUGAAUGUGGACUCUGUGUUAAGCAGAUCAGACUUUUGUAUCAUCAAUGCAACCUGCAGAACAGUGGACUCUGACAUCAGCAGCAGCUUUAGAUGUAUUUAUCAAACCUGCAAUCAGGACGGAGGAGAACAAUCAGAGACCACCAACUCUGGAGCUUCUCUGCGUAUUAAUCUGUCAAAUGUAUUGAUCUUCUGCAACCACAGCAACCAGGUCAGCUGGACUGAAAUCAUGACAGAGAUUCAUGAUUUCUGCAAACUAGAUCCUGUUUCAGAGAGUCUCUCCAUCUGUCUGGUGAAGACGGUUGUGUUCUCAGUUGGUCUGAUCAUCAUGGUUUCUGCCGUCAUCAGCGUCCACCUCAUGGAGAAGUGCAAGAAGCAAAAAUAAACAGUUCUCUACUUACCAACCUUGCAUGUAAACGUGCGCACCGUUGCCUUUAGAGGAACAGAAUUUCAUUUGGAAAUCUUGAUCUGCCCUUUAUAACUUUAUCACUAUUAGUAGGAUUUUUUUAAUGAGUGAGUUCUUCCUUUCGUAGUUUGUAUCAUAAACAGGACAUACAGUGCUGCACCAAAAAGGCAAAAGUUACUUUGCAGGAUUCAGUGUUUCACAAAUUAGUCAUUGGUAUUGCAGAUGUUUGAUGAGGAAGUAAAUACAUGCAACAGUUAAGUUUGCUUCAGGGACAUGUUCAACAUAUCUUGACAAGCAACAGUUUAGUAACAUGAAUACUGUUUCUUUAUAGAACUCCACAGGGCAAGCUGUAGCAGAAUGAUGCAAAUAUUGAUUAUUCUUUGUUAUUUUUAUUCAUUACUGUGUUCUCCGUGCACUGUACCAAUAAUAAAACUCAUGGGUCAUUCCGUGUGGUUUCACCAGAUGGUGGUUGCUGCACCAUUUUCAGAAAAAAGCGUAAAGAAGAUGAGGAGGAGCAAGAAAGAAGUCGAGAUUCACUUCUGAAAUAUUUAUCUUCCACUCCUGCCACUACUGGAUCAACAGCAGCCUCCACAUCCACCUUUAUGUUCAAUAAAGUGAAAAAUGUUUAAAGUUA
Acanthochromis polyacanthus (spiny chromis) is the source of this 1436-nucleotide messenger RNA. RefSeq lists its product as uncharacterized. The coding region runs from base 35 to 781 and encodes 248 amino acids. Lineage: Eukaryota; Metazoa; Chordata; Actinopteri; Pomacentridae. The record is from RefSeq and is a predicted model, not a curated record. The transcript is spliced from 5 exons.